Aspergillus novofumigatus IBT 16806 is the source of this 372-nucleotide messenger RNA. RefSeq lists its product as uncharacterized. Lineage: Eukaryota; Fungi; Ascomycota; Eurotiomycetes; Eurotiales; Aspergillaceae. The transcript has 3 exons. Bases 1 to 372 code for a protein of 123 amino acids. The record is from RefSeq and is a predicted model, not a curated record.
AUGGCCGAUGGUUCGGCCGCAUGGUAUGUGACAGGCCACGCGGCCAAAACCAUCCGGACGAGAGUCCACCAGGCCGUUGCGCUAGGCGCCCCCAUGUCUGGGCUUAGGCUAGCGGACCUCGCAGACGAAGCCACGGAUGAUGCUGAUGUCGACUGGCUUCAUCAUGAAUACAAGCAACUUGCGACCAUGGCUGAGCUACCCAGCCGCCCUAUACCAGCUCCUCCAGACGCAGACUGGGCCCUCCCAGUGAUAAGCGCAUGCUAUGUCUGCGUCGAGACAUGGGAGACCCAGUUCCUAACCACCACGCCGAUGUAUAACCGCGCAUUUGAUAUGUACGGCUAUUUAGCCAUCCUCUUCUCGGGCUUUCGCUGA